AUGGACGAUGAUAGCGUGCUAAACGACGAUUCGGGCUCAUUAGAGCACCAGGCUUGCUAUAUCUACACGCCGACUUCGGAGGCAUUAUCAUUGUCAACUCCUAAGAAGCGUAGAGCGGCUUCGAGCUCUCGAACGCCGAGGUCUAAACGUGAAAAGACUGAUUCAAAUAAUUGCGAAACAAUUGGAGCUCUGGGACAUGGUUUCCCUACACUUCUGCGCGAUUUGGAGGGCGAGGAUGCCGUUAAUGCCAGGUUUGAAACGUUUCACAGAUUAUGGAAAGAUGUUGAGAGGCGGACAGAUGAUGUUCUAGCUCAAGUGAAUGACGAGACUUUGCAAUCUGUCUCGUCGUUUGUCUCUAAAGCAAGCCAAGAUAUAUAUGGCGAGAAACUGCCAACGGGCCUGAUUCUAACCGGACCGAAUAUCGCCGCUCAUGGGGUUCUCUUUGAACAAAUCGAAAGUCGCAUCCAGAGCGUUGACAAACGUGGGAGAGUAGCCAUCCUAACCUCCAAGGAUUCGUCAAAUCUGAAGAAUGUGCUUAAAAAAAUCAUAAGAUGCGUCACCGAGAUACAUGAUGGUUUCGUUGACGAAGAUGAUAUCGUAGAGGCGAAGUCAGGGAAAAAUCCAUCUCGGUAUAAUUAUGACCCUGAAAUCAUUCACGACUGGUGCUCAACCCAUCCGGGUGCCAAAGUAGUGGUAGCCGUACAGGAUACCGAAGCCUUCGACCCCGCGGUUCUCGUAGAAUUAAUAUCGAUAUUACAUCAAUACCUCCCAAAGAUCCCCUUUAUCCUCCUACUAGGCAUCGCCACAUCAGAAGACAUCUUCUAUGAAAAACUCCCACACUCAACCAUCCGCCUCCUCCGCGGUGAUCGUUUCGAUGUCCAAAGAUUCGAGGAAUCAAUGGAACAAGUCUUCGAAGAAGCAGUUCUAUCAUCUCAAUCCGUUCUAAAACUCGGUCCUCGGGUCGCAGAUGUGAUAUUCGAACGACAGAAAGACCAUACUAGAAGUGUUUCGAGCUUCGUCAUGGCACUGAAAUAUGCAUACAUGUCACACUUCUACGCAAACGCUUUAAGCGUUAUUUUGGGCUCUAUAGAUUCUGAAGAAUCUCUUAAUACGAUUCUAUCGGAUGCCCAUUGCGAAGCAAUCCGGAAUCUACCGUCGUUUAAGCCAUUCGUUGAAACGAAGAUUUUGGGAUUCCCAUGGCGUGCACGAGAGUUGUUAACCUCUAAUAAAGCACUAAAAUCCGCGGUCUUCACUGCAUCCAAAGAAUGUCAACGGUAUAGCACCAAUCUAGCAGAAGCCAUAAACCUCUUUCGAAAAUUGCAAUCAAUAGUCUCUCCGCAACAAGCAAACGAAAUCCCGACCUACGAACUCUACUCUCGUAUCCUGUGGGGGGAAUUUACAACUCGUCCGGCAUUCAGAGACGCAAUGUUAACUACCAAAAAAAUCAGUUCCGAAAAGUUCCUUACAUUAUUAACCACCUUAUCGGAACUCCCUUCUGAACUGUCAGAGAAACUAUCAAUCGCAGCGGAUAAAGUCCAGGAGUUACAAUCCGAAAAGGCGGCGAAAGGUAGUUCCCUCGUCUCUGAAUUCGUACUACCCGACUCCCACCGUACAACCGUCAAAUCAGGCCGUGUACGUCUCGACGAACAGAAAUCCAAAAUGACAUCACAAGAUACCGAAUACCAAAAACUCGUCACUUCAACCGUACAAGAUCUUGAAACUUACUUCAAGAACAAAUUCAAGCCUUAUACGAAUAUAUUUCUUCACGAAAUAUUCUUUUAUGAUUUGAAAUCACCGCAUUCGCAAGUUUUUGCAGCAAAGCCUAGGCCGAGUGUGGAAAGGGCGUUGAGUAGACCUGGUGAUUAUUUGGGAUGUGAAUGUUGUGGCGGUGGCAAUGAUGAUGACGGGGCGGGGAUAGGCGGGUCGCAGCCUUAUUCUGCUGUUCUAUACCAACUGUACCUGGAAUCUCCGGCGUUGAUUGGUGUUUAUGAUCUUUGGAGUGCGUUCAGGAUGGUCUGUCUGGGCGAUAAAGCGGAUCAAGAGGCAGAUGAUGAUGACGAAGAAGAGAAAGAGUUACAGGCACAAUUCUAUAGAGCUCUGGCAGAGCUCCGAUACCUUGGAUUUGUAAAGUAUAGCAAGAAAAAGACAGACCAUCUGGUCAAAUUAGCGUGGAAGGGACUGUGA
Orbilia oligospora ATCC 24927 is the source of this 2184-nucleotide messenger RNA. RefSeq lists its product as uncharacterized. Gene Ontology annotation, cellular component: nuclear origin of replication recognition complex; DNA replication preinitiation complex; nuclear pre-replicative complex. The transcript has 7 exons. The record is from RefSeq and is a predicted model, not a curated record. Gene Ontology annotation, molecular function: DNA replication origin binding. NCBI's taxonomy places the organism in Eukaryota, Fungi, Ascomycota, Orbiliomycetes, Orbiliales, Orbiliaceae. Bases 1 to 2184 code for a protein of 727 amino acids. Gene Ontology annotation, biological process: DNA replication; DNA replication initiation.